This is a messenger RNA of Exophiala xenobiotica, 3253 nucleotides long. RefSeq lists its product as uncharacterized. Gene Ontology annotation, cellular component: nucleus. The coding region runs from base 1 to 3126 and encodes 1041 amino acids. Lineage: Eukaryota; Fungi; Ascomycota; Eurotiomycetes; Chaetothyriales; Herpotrichiellaceae. The transcript has a single exon. The record is from RefSeq and is a predicted model, not a curated record.
AUGUCUAGAAAGCCUGAUGCAGCGGGCGCUCCGGCCAAAGCGUCAAACAACCCUACCGCCGAGCCCUCAGAACCCGCUACGACUGCACCCCAGUCUGCCUCCUUCGAGAAUUUGCGAGACAAGAUCCAGACACGCUUGCAGUCUUCCGACCGAAGAACUAGAAAACAACAGUCCAAGAAGCAAGGCAACGCCCCGUCUGGUCAUAGUGGCAAGCCAAAAAGCCAGCAUGACGCAGGCUCUGACCGAGGAAAAAAGCGGGAUCGAAAUGGGGAGGUACUCAACGCUUCGAAGCCAGAGCGCCCGCCACAGGAAGAGGGUGAAGACGAUGUUUUUCGAACAGAAGUUAAGGCCCUUGGAGGCACUGCCGAGGAUCUGGAUCUACUGGCGGACGCCGAAUCGGAGUCAGAAGUAGAGGGCGCAGCUGACGAAAGACCUCAAAAGUCCCAACCGGCCAAAAACGAUGCUGGUGGUCUAGAAAAGGGCAUAAAAAACAUUCUCGGAGAGAUUGCCUUGGUACAAGGCGAGCUCGGCGAGGAUGAUAAUGCCGACGAGGAUGAAGAGGCGGAGCCAACAAUUGCAACCAGCUCCAAAUCACAAGUGGCUGGAGAGAAGCCGCAAGAUAAGGCAGACAAGACAGCCAAAGGUGUGCGUGGAAAGCAGCCGCAAUAUCUUUGCGAACCUAAGCCGGACUGGUACGAUGUACCAGAACCAAUCGUCGAUACUGAACAGAAACCGAAAUACACUCCUUCACUGGAGACACUCAAUGAGAUCGCUGAGUAUGCCAAAUCCCUGCUUGAGGAAGAAAAUCAGAAGUUCAAGGAAUCGCAACAAUCGUCUUCUGCGCAGUCAUUCUACAAUACUGUGAUCACCUCUGGUACGUUAUCAGACAAGAUCUCAGCCCUGACACUGGCAGUGCAAGAAUCACCCGUCCACAAUAUGCGUGCGCUUGAGUCAUUGAUUGCACUAGCGAGGAAAAGGAGUCGGUCCCAAGCUGUCGACGUUCUUCGAGCUCUCAAAGACCUUUUUGCACAAGGGUCUUUGCUGCCCGAGUCAAGAAAACUCUUUUCCCUCCAGACUCAACCAGCCCUACCAUAUGUGUUCGGACAAACGAAAACGUGGAGGAGGGGCGAUAGACUACCUCGGGCCUUGGAUCAGGUCCACCUUGUGCUCUGGGCAUUUGAGAGCUGGCUGAAAGAGCAGUACUUUGAGGUUCUGAAGAUUCUCGAGGUUUGGUGCAAUGACGAGAUCGAUUUCUCCAAGGCACGAGCUGUCAGCUAUGUCUAUGAGCUGCUCAAGGAGCGGCCGGAGCAGGAGUCCAAUCUGCUGAGGCUGCUAAUCAACAAGCUGGGGGAUCCGAUCAAGAAGAUUGCUUCACAGGCGUCAUACUUGCUCAUGCAGCUGCUAAUCGCACAUCCUGCAAUGAAAGAAAUUGUGGUCUCCGCGAUUGAGAAUGACUUCAUCUUCAGGCCGGGCCCGGGCCAAAGCGCCCACGGAAAGUAUUAUGCAGUUGUCACACUGAACCAGACGGCUUUGAGUGGCAAAGAAGAGAACGUGGCCAAGAAACUACUUAAUAUUUACUUCAGUCUGUUUACGGGAUUGUUGAAGCCUGUCAGUGCAACAGCCGGUGACAAGUCGGAGCAACGCGAGCAUCCAGAACAGGGGAAGAACAAGAAGAAGCCUCAAGCCUCGGGUCAAAUGCAGACAGAAGAACUGAGAGAGAAGCUGAUUUCGGCUAUUCUGACUGGAGUCAAUCGUGCGUACCCAUACGUGGGUGCUGAUGAGACAAGCUUUACCAACCACAUGGAGACGUUGUUCAAGAUCACCCACUCGUCCAACUUCAAUACAAGCGUGCAAGCCAUGAUGCUCAUUCAGCAACUAUCUACCACGCACAAAGCGUCAAACGACCGGUUUUAUCGGGUGCUGUAUGAGUCUUUGCUGGACCCUCGGCUUAUCAUCGCAUCGAAACAGCAACUGUACCUCAAUCUAUUGCACCGCUCUCUCAAAGCUGAUUUGAAUGUCAAGCGGGUUAAGGCGUUUGUCAAGAGAUUGGUACAAAUAUUGUCGCUCCACGAACCAUCCUUCAUUUGCGGUGCGUUCUUUCUCAUUCAAGAUCUUCAGUCCGCAUUCCCGUCACUGUCAGGUCUUAUAGACCAGGCGGAGGACCAUGACGAUGAUGAAGAGGUAUUUCGAGAUGUGGAUGAAGAUGGCACCGAAGUCCCCACUGACCUAGCGGACACGCCGCUAGGAAACAUCUACGAUGGACACAAGCGUGCGCCGGAGCAUGCCAACGCGGACAAUAGCUGUCUUUGGGAAAUCCUACCUUUCCUCGCGCACUUCCAUCCAUCUGUAUCGGUAAGCGCAGAUCAUGUCUUGCGACACGCCAAGUUACCUGGAAAGCCCGACCUCAGUUUGCAUACCCUUAGCCACUUUUUGGAUCGCUUUGUCUAUCGUAAUCCGAAACUGUCAUCUGGCGGAUUGCGCGGAUCGUCCAUCAUGCAACCAAUGGCCAACGAUACACAAAAUGUGCUCAUUAGUGGUUCUUUGGGUGUUGGUCGCAGACUGCCUGUGAACAGCGAAGCGUUCAAGACCAAGAAGCAAGAUCAAGUAGCGGCGGAAGACGUUUUCUUCCAUCAGUACUUCUCGAGCUUGGGUAAGGCAGGGAGCAAGAAGACGAAAGCGCAGAAGAAGCGCGGAGAUGGGGAUGAAGAGUCGGGCGACGAAGACGAAGUGUGGAAGGCCAUGAUGGAGAGUGCACCUGAUUUAGAGGGUAUAGAAGAUGAUGAGGACGAUAUUGAUUUGUCCGACCUUGAAUCAGAGAUGGGAGAGUCGGACGAAGGAGGAAUGGACAUUGAUGAGGGUGACGAGGGAGUGGACCUCGAUCCUGCGAUCUUCGAUGAAGACGACGAGGAUCUAAUGGGCAUGGAUAUGGAAGAGCCCGAUCAAAGCGAUGCCUCUGACUUUGAAGGCUUCGACGAGCAGCCCUCUAGCAAAAAGACAAAGAGCAAGGAUGAGAAGGAGAAGCAAAAGAAGGCCAAGAAGGCUAAGAAGAACUUGCCGACAUUCGCAUCUGCGGCCGAUUAUGCCAAGAUGCUCGACGACGACGAGGAUGAAGAUAUGGGAAUGUGAUCAGAAAGGGGGAAAGAUAUCCUCGUGUGGUCCGAUUGAAGUGCUAGUCCAAGAAAUUCCAAGAAAUUCCAAGAAAUUGAAGAAGCAAUCCAAGCAAUCCAAGCAAUCCAAGAAUCCAAGAAUCCAA